CCACUUCACUUCACUUCAAUUUCCCCAUAUUUUCCUCUCAUAUAUUUCUCAAUUUCCAACCAUUUUCUCCCCCCAUUUCCUCACUCCUCACUCUCUACUCUCACUCCACUCUCAUUUUCCACUCUGUCUCUCAUCCAUCGCCGUCGCCGGUGGAAGUCCUCAAGGCGGCCUCUUUUCGCCGCGACAUUUUCUCCGAUCAUCGGAAAACUCGAAGUAAGCUGUAGAAAUGAGUUCUGGAAAAGGGAUUGAUAAUAUUAGUCGGGGUCUUACUAAUGUCAGCCUCGAAUCUUCUGAAAAUGGGGCCUGGGAAGAGGUUUCUAGAAAACAAAAAAACAAAGCCGGAACCAGUGCUGGAAGAUGGGGACAGCAGGCCCAACAAAAUCCCUCUCCUAAAGCAUGGGGACAACCUGACACUGCUCAUAGGCUUGGCAUACAUGGUAGUAAUGCUCCUGCCAGAAAUACCCAAAGCUAUGAGCAGAGGGCACAAGGUGGUUUUGGGACCCGGCCUGGUAAGCAGCACACGACUGGACCAUCAGUCACACCUCCUCUACAGCAGGGGCGCAAUUGGGCUGCUAGAACUGCAUCCGGCGUGAGCGCAGAUAAGGUUUCUGAUGAAGAGGAGGAAAAGGCUAAUUCUGAAGAGGAUGAUGAGGUAUACACUGAUGAUGAUGAUUACCUGCUGAGUGAUGGUUCUGAUUCUGAUGAUGGACCAGAAACUCAUGAAACCAGGAAAAAACAUAGAAUGUUGCUGAAGUUCUUCGAGAUAUUGGACCAGCUGUCGGUUCAGGAAAUCAAUGAGCCUGAAAGGCAGUGGCAUUGCCCUGCAUGCCAUGGUGGGCCAGGCGCAAUUGAUUGGUAUAAGGGACUCCAGCCACUGAUAAGUCAUGCACGGACUAAAGGCUCUCAAAGAGUGAAGCUUCAUCGGACAUUUGCUGAUGUUUUGGACGAGGAGCUCAGGAGAAGAGGUACCUCUGUCGUGCCUGCUGGAGAAUCCUUUGGGCAGUGGGAGGGUUUGAAGCAAGAGACGAAAGAUCAUGAUAUCUUAUGGCCUCCUAUGGUUAUGGUCAUGAACACAACGCUGGAGAAAGAUGACAAUGAAAAGUGGAUUGGUAUGGGAAACCAGGAGCUUCUGGACUACUUUAAGGGCUAUGCUGCAGCGAGGGCAAAGCACUCUUAUGGUCCUAGGGGGCAUCGUGGAAUCAGUGUUUUGAUAUUUGAUAGCUCAGCUGUGGGCUAUGUUGAGGCUGAGCGUCUUCACAGGCACUUUAUUGGACAGGGUACUGGAAGGGCUGCUUGGGAAAGCAACAGAAGAGUGUUGUUUUAUCCUGGGGGAAAGCGCCAACUCUAUGGAUUCUUGGCAAAAAAGGAUGACAUAGAUGAGUUUAAUAAGCAUUGUCAAGGCAAAUCAAAACUAAAAUAUGAGGUUAGGUCAUACCAAGAAAUGGUUAUGGCUCGUAUGAAACAGAUGAGUGAGGACAAUCAACAGCUCACCUGGUUCAAGAAUAAGGCGGCGAAAGAUCAGAGGCAGAAGAAGGCUCUUGAGGAGUCUUUCAACAUUGUUACUGAGAAGCUCCGUCAGACCACAGAAGACUACCGGAUUGUGAUGCAGAGAACCACAAAGCUGCAUGAGGAGAAUAAGGAGGAGAUGGAUUAUCAAGAGAAAUUCUUCAAGGAUCAGAUCCAGACAAUUCGUGAUAAAACUGAUGAAAAGGAGGAAAUAUUUGAGAAGCUACAGCAGGAUGAUCGCAAGAAGAUUGAAGAGUCCAAGACAUUGGCAUCAAACACGGAGGACCUUAGGCGCAGGGCCGAAGAGGCGACCAAGUUUAAGGAGCUCCAGGACCAAGAAAUUGGGAAGUUUGUGGCUGAGAGAGAGCAGUUGAUACAGAUCCACAAGGACAAAAAGAUGGAGAUGAAGAAGAGGCAUUGGGAGGAGGAGCUGGAGCUGGAGAAAGAAUUUGAUGCUACCCUGACCAAGCUCAUGCAGAAGUAUGCUCCUCACCCCACUGAAGGUCUUGAUGCGGCUUCUGGUAGUGCUUGACCCUGGUGCAUCUCAGUAGGAUUUAUCUGGGAGAGAGGUAGGGCUGUGGAAAAGAAAAACAUUUUAAUCAAAGAUUUAACAUAGUAGUGACUGAUGUCCAUGUUUCAUUCGUAGAAUGAUCUAACCUAAACAAAGACAAUAUAUUGAGGAUGUAAAUAACCGGGGAUGGCCAAAGUAAUUCCGAAACCUAUGUUAAAUGCAUAGGUGUUUGGUGCAAGGUGACACAGGAGAAAAUCCAUAUUUGUAGGCUGUAGCAACGUUUUGUGGUUUUCUCAAUAAUUGUGGCACUUUGAUUAUUCCAAUUUUCUACAUGGUGAAAAUUACAUGGGUUGUAACUUGUAACUGUUACGGUGGACGUCGUCCUUAUUUC
Messenger RNA from Beta vulgaris subsp. vulgaris (sugar beet), 2408 nucleotides. Its product is annotated as protein SUPPRESSOR OF GENE SILENCING 3. NCBI's taxonomy places the organism in Eukaryota, Viridiplantae, Streptophyta, Magnoliopsida, Caryophyllales, Amaranthaceae. The record is from RefSeq and is a predicted model, not a curated record. Gene Ontology annotation, biological process: defense response to virus; regulatory ncRNA-mediated gene silencing. The transcript is spliced from 6 exons. The coding region runs from base 227 to 2038 and encodes 603 amino acids.